AUGGCUGAAUGGAGUUGGGUGGCCUACACAGUCCUAGAAGUGUUGAUUGCUGUGGCCUGUUGCCUUGGCAAUGCGUUGGUGGUGUGUGCAGUGUGUAUCGGUAUACGGGAUUCCCUGCGGGAGCCAACCUUCUGCUUCCUCAUUUCUCUAGCGGUGGCUGACUUCUUAGUGGGUGUGGCUGCUGUACCCCUGGCUGUACUACUGGAUGGCUGGGUGAGUGUAACCCCUGACCUGUGCCUUCUUCUCAGCUGUGUCGUGCUCGUGCUGACUCAGGCCUCUGUGCUGUCACUGCUAGCUAUCGCCGUGGACCGAUACUUCCGGUUACACACACCCAUCAGAUACAAAGCCCUGGCCACACAGAGGCAUUCAUGGAUGGCUGUAUCUCUGUGUUGGACCCUUUCCUGUCUAUUGGGGUUCACUCCUCUGUUUGGUUGGCACAACUAUUCUUCUUCUCCAUCUGAGUCCACCAGUACAUCUUCUCCUUCCUUUGACUCUCCACCCUGUACCUUCCUCUCCGUUAUCUCCCUUCCCUUCAUGGUGUACUUCAACUUCCUGGGAUGUGUCCUGGCGCCCCUGCUGGUCAUGAGCUUCCUCUACACUCGAAUCUUCUGGAGCCUCCAGGGCCGUCUGAAAGAAAGCUGUCCUCAAGCCCAGCCCUCUCUACUCAGUGAAAAGAAGCUGGCCUGCUCCCUGGCUCUGAUUCUGAUUUUAUUUGCCGGCUGCUGGAUUCCCCUGCACUUGAUGAACUGUCUGCUGCUGUUUCACGGUCCCGAGGCUGUCACACAGGGGACCCUCUAUACAGGUAUUCUCCUGUCUCACACCAACUCAGCAGUCAACCCUGUGGUCUAUGCCUAUCGCAUCCCAAAGAUCAAGCAGGCCUACAGUCAAAUAUGGAGGCGCUUCAUCACGAACAUAAACAGCGACCAUGGGGACAAGCAAGUUCACCGAGUUAGAACAGGCAGCCGAGCCAAUCACUCAGAGAUGCGUGGAUCAGGAGGGAAGACUACACCCUAAGGAAGCACCAAAGGCUCAGUUUUAGUCCAG
Messenger RNA from Scatophagus argus, 1044 nucleotides. RefSeq names its product adenosine receptor A3-like. Bases 1 to 1014 code for a protein of 337 amino acids. The record is from RefSeq and is a predicted model, not a curated record. Gene Ontology annotation, molecular function: G protein-coupled adenosine receptor activity. Gene Ontology annotation, cellular component: membrane; synapse; dendrite. Gene Ontology annotation, biological process: G protein-coupled adenosine receptor signaling pathway. NCBI's taxonomy places the organism in Eukaryota, Metazoa, Chordata, Actinopteri, Scatophagidae. The transcript is spliced from 3 exons.